AUGUCGAACGGUACCUUAUUCAAGGCCGACAAGGACUUCACAAAAGAUGUGGAUGCUCUGGUCCCGGAGGCGCAGGAGCUGGCAAAGACCAACGUCCACCAGGCCAUCGACAAGCUUUUGGUUCUCGAGAAACAAGCCAGACAGGCGUCGGAUCUACCCUCCACCUCCAGACUACUUGUUGCUAUCGUUACUAUCGCCAAAGAAUUAGGAGACUGGAAACUGCUGAACGAGCAAGUCAUCGCCCUUUCGAAGAAACAUGGCCAGCUCAAACAAGCUACGACGAAGAUGGUGCAGGUUGCAAUGGGAUUUAUUGAUCAGACUCCCGAUAUGGAGACCAAGAUGGCAUUGAUCGAAACUCUGAGGACGGUUACAGAGGGCAAGAUUUUUGUCGAAGUGGAAAGAGCCAGAGUAACGCGCAUCCUGUCCAACAUCAAAAAGUCCCAGGGUGACCUUACCAGCGCUGUCGAUAUUCUGUGCGAGUUGCAAGUGGAGACGUUUGGGUCCAUGUCGCGGAGGGAAAAAACUGAAUUCAUCCUGGAACAGGUGUCUCUGUGCAUAGCCAAAGGGGACUGGACGCAAGCCGGGAUAUUGAGCCGCAAGAUUAGCACCAGAUACUUUGCCCGAAAACCCAAGAAGACUCCUGAGGAGCUUGAGAAAGAACAACGAGAGAUCGAAGAGCGAGAAAGAAACCGCAAACCCGAUGACCCACCAAUAGAGAAGCAAGAGGAUGUGACGGACCUGAAAUUGAGGUAUUAUGAGCAACAGGUCAUUCUCGCAAACCAUGAGAAUAAAUACCUCGAGGUUUGCAAGCACUACCGACAGGUUCUUGAUACCGAAUCUGUUGAACAAAACCCAGCGGUGCUGCGUGCGACACUUCAACGAAUUAUCUACUACGUGGUUCUAUCGCCCCACGACAACGAGCAAUCAGACCUCCUUCACCGCAUCCAAGCGGAUUCCCGAAACGCCCUGGUUCCUGUCGAGGCUCGUCUCCUCAAACUAUUCACCAUAAACGAGCUGAUGCGAUGGCCCAUGGUCGCUGAGCAAUUCGGCCCACAUCUCUGCAGCACGGAUGUCUUCGACGCCCAAUCCGACCCAUCAACGGACAACAAGGCGUAUACCCGAUGGCAGGAUCUGCGCAAGCGUGUUAUCGAGCACAACGUCCGCGUGGUUGCGAAAUACUACACCCGCAUCGAGAUAGGGCGCUUAACCGAACUACUGGAUCUCAAUGAGGAGGAAACGGAAAAGUACAUUUCCGAUCUCGUCACGUCCAAGACCGUCUAUGCGAAGAUAGACCGCCCAGCUAGAAUUGUGAGCUUUGCUAAACCGCGAGAUGCUGAUGAUAUAUUGAAUGAGUGGAGCAGUAACAUGAAGAGCCUGCUUGGCCUGCUUGAGCGCAUCGAUCAUUUGAUUACUAAGGAGGAGAUGAUGGCACGAAUUAAUCCGUCCCAUCCCGAGCGAGGAAUGACGAGAGCUCGCUGA
This is a messenger RNA of Paracoccidioides brasiliensis Pb18, 1479 nucleotides long. Its product is annotated as proteasome regulatory particle lid subunit RPN5. The coding region runs from base 1 to 1479 and encodes 492 amino acids. The transcript has 5 exons. The record is from RefSeq and is a predicted model, not a curated record. Gene Ontology annotation, cellular component: proteasome regulatory particle, lid subcomplex; nuclear proteasome complex; cytoplasm.